CUCAGGUGCUCUACUCUCGCAUCUUUCGACAUCAUCAAUUGCAACACUCGCGUGUGCGUACGAUUGCCUACGUAAUCACUCGAUUCUAGCACAAAUAGAAGGUCUACGCCAUGAUUGCCGUCGUUUUGCUGCUACUGAUUGACCCCGUUCUCGGUCUCCAGUGCUCGAAGAGCAAAUGCUUUCUCAAUAGAGCGGAGCAGUCGUUUUGCUAUCCGCCCCAAUUGCAAAGUACGACCGUCGAGUGUUCGCACACGUCACAGUGCGCACUCCGAAGGAAGAUCACGACGUUCUCGUGGGAGGAAGCAACGUUAGCCGAUGUCGCGAGCUUUGAAGGGUCUGGCAUGCAAGUUGGCUCGCGAGUUGGCUCGCAUUCUCAGAGUGAGAAUUCGAUCACGUACGAGAGAGAUUGUGUGAGUAACAAAUCGGAUUGCAAUGGCGGCUGGAAGUGUGUUGUCGCUGGAGAGACUAGGAGCUGUCGUGAGACUCUGUGUUGUAGCUCAUCAAUGUGCAACACAGACGCGAACUUCUCCAUUCCACUUAGUGAUAGUCUUCUCACGCGUUUGAGCGACGGUCAAUUGGGAGAUGUAGUCUACUUGUCAACUGCAGCGACGUCUGACAACAUCGGGAGCAGUGACGUCUCUGCAAGUCCUGCUGGUGUAAACGCUGCUGUGCGGAUGGCCGACAGUUUGAUUGCAUUGUUGCUCUCGAUUUUCCUGGUUGUGAUGUUUGCAUGCUGAUAGACGUUAGUAAAACUUUGGAAGGUGUCUCGAGAACUGAAAUUAGAGGAUUGUCUAGUUGAUUGCAUGAUAGUAUUAUUUCUUUAGCUUUACUAUUGAAUUUUUCAUAAUUUAGUAUCUAGUCUGUGUUGUCUGAUUUACUGAUUCAUGUUGUAGUAAAGUUAGCUAUGGCAUCCAUCUUUGGAAGUGCUGCACAGGCGUAGAAACCGUGUUACCCAAAGAAGGCCCAUAUUUUCCUUUCUUGGCUCAUGCUGGUACUACAUUUUUAGGUCUGUAAUAACUUGGCCAAUGUUGUGUGUGUGUGUGUGUGUGUGUGUGUGUGUGUGUGUGUGUGUGUGUGUGUGUGUG
Corticium candelabrum is the source of this 1085-nucleotide messenger RNA. RefSeq lists its product as uncharacterized. The record is from RefSeq and is a predicted model, not a curated record. Bases 111 to 737 code for a protein of 208 amino acids. NCBI's taxonomy places the organism in Eukaryota, Metazoa, Porifera, Homoscleromorpha, Homosclerophorida, Plakinidae. The transcript has a single exon.